This is a messenger RNA of Salarias fasciatus (jewelled blenny), 2346 nucleotides long. It is a transcript of the gene park7, whose product is annotated as parkinson protein 7. The record is from RefSeq and is a predicted model, not a curated record. Bases 86 to 655 code for a protein of 189 amino acids. Gene Ontology annotation, cellular component: mitochondrion; nucleus; cytoplasm. The transcript is spliced from 6 exons. Gene Ontology annotation, biological process: response to oxidative stress; glycolate biosynthetic process; glyoxal metabolic process. Gene Ontology annotation, molecular function: oxidoreductase activity, acting on peroxide as acceptor. NCBI's taxonomy places the organism in Eukaryota, Metazoa, Chordata, Actinopteri, Blenniiformes, Blenniidae.
UGCUCCUGCGUUCUGCACGCUCCUGAAGUGGCGCACUGAAGUUGGCGUCUCUUUGCACCUGACCGUAUCCCGAACACAGACGACCAUGGCCGGGAAGAGAGCGCUGGUGAUUCUGGCCAAAGGUGCCGAGGAGAUGGAGACAGUUGUCCCGGUGGACAUCAUGCGAAGAGCCGGGAUUGCGGUGACUGUUGCGGGUCUGACGGGCAAAGAGCCGGUGCAGUGCAGCAGAAACGUCGUCAUAUGUCCCGAUGCCAGCCUGGAUGAAGCCAGCAAACAGGGGCCUUAUGAUGUGGUGCUUCUGCCUGGAGGAAUGCCAGGAGCUCAGCACCUGGCCGAGUCUCCUGCUGUGAAGGAGGUGCUGAAGGACCAGGAUGGGAGAAAAGGCCUGAUCGCAGCCAUCUGUGCAGGUCCCAUUGCUCUUCUGUCUCACGGCAUCGGCUACGGCAGCACCGUCACCACGCACCCCGGCGCCAAGGAGAAGAUGAUGGCAGGAGACCACUAUAAAUAUUCAGAGGCUCGAGUACAGAAGGAUGGACAUUACAUCACCAGCCGUGGGCCAGGAACCAGCUUCGAGUUCGCCCUGACGAUCGUAGAGGAACUGAUGGGGGCUGAGGUUGCAGCUCAAGUCAAGGCUCCUCUGAUUAUGAAAGACUGACUGUAGUCAUGUUCGCUUAAAAUCCUGCAAGCAACGCUGCGCCCUGCACCGCUCUGGCAUCACCGAGACGGCUAAUCCAACCACGCUGGCACCGAGAGGCCGAGUCACUGGUGACAAAUCCUUCUCCCCAGAGGACACAAGUCUGUUUCUGUCCUCACAGGUUAUUGUCUUUCCUCAGUGGCCGGCAAAAGGCUCGCCGUGUGGUUUAACGCUGAAACAAAAUAGGGAUCGCCACUGAAGAAACUGGUUUCUGUUUGUAGUAAUUUCAAACUUUCCGCCGUCCCGCUUCUCAUUAAACCGUCAGUGUGAUCAACCUCUUGUUUCUGUUUUAAUGUGAAAAGGUUUAGUCCAGGGGUGUUAAACAUGAGGCCUGUGGGCUCAAACUGGCCUGCAAGACGCUCCAGUCCGGCCUGCCAAGCCAUCAAGGGCAUAGAAAUUUCAAAGUGGACACAACACUGAGACUCUUGGAUCAUUGUGAGUGAAACUACUUUGAGCCCCAAAGCCAUUCCGUUCAGGCUGAGUUUAUAAAAACACUCAAAAUGCUGCAGCUUUUCAAUUUUUUUUUUUUAACAUUUCAAUAUAUUUUACAGUAUAAAUCAUUUUCAGUACUAAUGUGCCACAAAGUUAAAAUUUAAAGAUCAUUAUCCUGAUAUGACAUAUGAUAUCCUGAAUUAAAAUUUCAUUAUUUACUGUGGAGUUAAUGUUUCUAGAUAAAAUAAUACAUUUGCUUUUAAUUGAGCAUUUUCAGUCAUUCAUAUUAUCCACAAACAGAAGUCUUUGUAUUUUCUUGUUUGAUAGCUAUUUCUGUCACUUUAGUCCAAAGCAAGUUUCACAUUAGCUUGAUGCUUUUUAUUCCUCUGUUGUUUAAAUAUUAGAUUUGGUACAUUUGCAUUUAAUAUCACUCAUUUGAAAUGUAGAAUCAGCACAAACAUGCUGCAGCUGCAAUUGCUCAAGUAAAAUCACAUUUAUGCACAUUUAAGAUGGCAGCGCAGCGGUCUGCAGGAAAUCAACAGAGCAAAACUAAACCCUGCACAUGUCUUCACAUGCAUGUGUGUUUGUGCACAUCCACACACACUCCCGAUAAAGUACACACAGAAAUACAAUUAAAAGUGGAGAUUAAAACAUGCCUGAAAAAGCUUGGAUGAAGUAAUUAAAAACUGGGUAAAAAUAGCAAAUGAUUAAUGGUAAUUUAAAAGUAGCAGCAUAAUGAAACUCGGUGAGAUGGAAGGUAAAGUUUUAGAUGAAUGUAUUUAAAUCGUACAUACAUAGAGGAAAUGAGUAAAAUAUCACAGGUUAAAUGGAUUCAAAUGUCUGAUUUAAUUGUAAUAAAGCAGAAGUAAACCUAUGUUUAUCAUCGUGAAUGAAUGGAAAAGUUAAAGUACAAAAAUCACAAUUGAUCAGAAAAUAUUUCAGAAAAAAAAGGGAUUGCAAAGAUGUAGAAACCUAAUAGUUUUAUUAUGUGUCAUUGAGCUUAUAUUGCCCAGUGUGAAAGUGAGCCUACCUUUGGGUUUACUUCAGUGGUGUUCAGUGAUUCGUCUUAUGACAAUUAUUACUCAGCUUUUGUGAUGGUAUGGUAAUAUCAUUUUUAGAUAACCUUUAGUCGUGUCAGUAUUCAUAAAAGCAAAAAGUGUUGGAGGCGAUUAUUGAAGAUGUUUGCAGUGAUAAUGUGUAAACUUAAUAAAUUAUUUAAU